ACCUGGUUUCUCGCCUAGUGAGCAACGCGAACACAGCAGCAUCAGCAUCAGCAGAUCGCGACUCAGACUCACACACACACACGCACACACACACACACACUGGCGCUCGUCUCUCUCUGUGUCUCCGUGUCCCUGUCUUUCUCUCCGCCGAGCCAUGAAACAGAUGCUGUUCGACCUGAUGAGGAUGAGCAGGAUUUGCCGGAUGGUCCUCGCCACAUGUUUGGGAUCUUUUAUCCUGGUCAUCUUUUAUUUCCAAAGUAUGUUCCAACCAGUAAUGAGACGAAACCCGUUUGCAGCAGAGGGCUGCUGUAGGAGCGGCUCAAGAAAUGCACUGCAGGAGCUUUAUAACCCCACACAGGUGGAGUUCUCAAGAUCAGCGCUUCUCCAUCAGACUCGGCGAGACCAGGUGGCCCAGACAUGUCGUGCCCACAGUGGCUCGAGCCGCAAGCGACACGUCCUGACACCCAGCGACCUAAAACACUUAGUAGUGGAUGAAGAACAUGAGCUGAUCUACUGCUACGUGCCCAAGGUGGCAUGCACCAACUGGAAGCGGGUGAUGAUGGUACUAAGUGGGCGUGGCAAGUACAGCGAUCCCAUGGAUAUCCUUCCCAAUGAGGCACACGUGCCCUCUAACCUGAAGACGCUCAACCAGUACAGCAUCACUGACAUCAACCACCGCUUGAAGAACUACCUCAAGUUCUUGUUUGUUCGCGAACCCUUCGAGCGCCUAGUGUCGGCAUACCGUAACAAGUUCACACUGCGCUACAACACGUCCUUCCACAAGCGCUAUGGCACGCGUAUUGUCCGGCGGUACCGCAAGAAUGCUACGGCCGAAGCGCUCCAGAAUGGCAGCGACGUCAAGUUCACCGAGUUCGCAGAGUACCUUGUAGAUCCAGCCACGCAACGUGAUGCGCCGCUGAACGAGCACUGGCAGACAGUGUACACGCUGUGCCACCCCUGCCACAUCCACUACGACCUGGUGGGCAAGUACGAGACACUGGAGGAGGAUGCCGACUACGUGCUCAAGCUGGCCGGUGUGCCCGACUCGCUACAUUUUCCAUCCUACGCCAAGUCUACCCGCACCACCGACCAGAUGGCGGCCAUGUUUUUCAACAACAUCAGCGCGCAGCAGCAGAGCCAGCUCUAUCAGCUUUACAAGAUGGACUUCCUGAUGUUUAACUACUCCUCUCCAAGCUACCUGAAGGAUCAGUAGGAACGGUUGACGCACAACGCACGCACGUUUUUAAACGCACAUCUGCGCGAACACGUACACAAAGCUGAGCUUAACUUAAUCAGAACAUUGACGUGAGGAGAAAUGGUCAAUGAGGUGCUUGAUGAAUUGGCACCAGUGGAAGCAGAGCAAAAAACUCUGAACUUCUGCAGACUUUGGAACUGUAUAAUCCACGGGUAGUCAGUCUGCUGUAUCGUGAAGAGGUGCAAUUGAACAGAGGAAGAAUUGUACUGUUUUUGGUCAAGAUAUCAUGUUUGAUGAGUAUUCAGGUAAACCUGGCAUCUCCGUGUUAAUACACCCAUCCAUCAGAUUGUAAGAUAAAGAUCAUGUUACUGUUUAUAUUCCCAUCAUUAAGCAAUAUGACUCUGGGCCACAGGCUCAUUUUACUGUAACAUGUAAAGAUCUCACCCGCCUACCUUCAGUUUUAAACACUUGAUGAGCGAAAGACUCUUGUGGACUUCUACAAUGAUACUGAAACCUCAGUCGACUUCUAUUACACCCCAAUACCGGACUAAAGUGGUGGGCUGCACUUAAGCACGCUCAUUUUAGUGUUAUUUAUGGUUGUCGCCCUAAUCACAGCCGUCUUCUGUGUGAAGACUGUGUGUGUGUGUACAGUAAUUAUAUGAUGCAUAUGUAAAGGAGGACCUUUGUGUUCACACAGGAAGAUGCGAAAACGGCAUUGAGAUGUGGGUGUAUCCUGCUGCUCUUAGGAGCCAGUAGCCGACCUGCAUUCAGAAGUCAGAGGUCGGCAAGAGGUCAUUAUUCAUUAAGGGGUUCUUUCAAGAACUAUCAGCCAUCUUUAAAAAAAAAAGAAAAGGGAAUAUUUCUUGUUUUUGCUUUGUUUUUUUGUUUGUUUGUUUUAGGGUUUUUGUGACUUAUGAAAGAUAGCUGCAAGCAGCUGAACAAAACACUAUUUAAAAUACUUUGUAAAAAGAAACAAAAGAAGCCCGAUUUAAUUUUUGUCUCUUCAGUGAUGGAUUUUAUAAAUGGCAGUAUUGAUUUUGAUAGGUAUUACACGGUACAAUUUUGCUCAGCUCUUGAGUGGAUCAUGUUUGUUUUUUUAAAGGAAAGCAAAGCUUUUGCUUUCUGAGCUGUUCUCAUAGGAACGAUUUAUUUAGAAAGACUGAGAGUCAGAGCGAGAGAGAGAGCAAUGAGAGGAGAUGAGAUGAGAGAAAAUGCUAGACGGUAUCUGUUUCCUGCAUUAAACCCAUGUUUGUUCUGUUGUAACGUCUCUAUCCCAGUUUAAGCUCUUCAAAGGAACACAUGCUUUUAUUUGUAGAAGUGUCUUUUUAUGGCCCCUUUUUUUGUUAUGACUGUGAAUUAGAAGAGUCUGAAAAUGAUGAAAAUGCCUAUUUAUGUGUCUGAGAGCCACAGGCGGGUGUGUCUGUCUCCACCGUCUGUGUCUAGAAGACUGUACAAAAAUCCUACACUGGUAAAAGGUGAAUCAGUCUAACACCAGCUCUCGCUUUCAUCCGGACGGCCGGACGGAUUAGUGUGCCUGGAUAAAUAAACGCCCGUUAGCAUGUUUUUUUUUUUUUUUCCAGAGAUUGAGCCCCUGUGGAGCAGGGACUUUAUAGGACAUGUGCACACACACACAUACACACACAUGCACAAAACAGAUUGAUAGCCCUCUAGUGAUGUAGUGAAUAAAAUGUGGCAAAGAGGAAAAAAACUUAAUUCAUACUGUGUGUUCUGCCUUGUUCUCCACUUCUCUCUCUCUCUCUCUCUCUCUCUCUCUCAGUCUUAAACCAAUUCUCAAAUUUCAUUGGUAUCAGUUUGCGGAAAGGUUACCUUAACUAAAAUUAUUAACAUUAUUAACACAUAGAAACCAUGAACUACUGUAUUAACUCCAGGACCUAUUCAACACCCACAGUCCACACUAUUUAGUAACUACUACAACAAAAAUGUACGUAAAUAUGGAAUAAAACACACAGGGGUGUGCGCUUGUAGGAAAAUAAUCAGCAGUGCAGUUGUCUGAUUUGGCCCAAUGUCCGAUAGCACGCGCGAAGUUAUUCCUCUUAUAACAGAGGAAAUUGCCCAUUUUUAUUCAUUUCUAGGUACAUUAACUGUCUAUGAGAAAAGUUAGCUCCUGUUCUCACUUAUAUUAUAGCAGCUAUAAACAGUCAUGUCAUCUUUUUCUCUCUCCUAAUGUUAAUAAGACAAAAAAAUAAAAUAAAAAUACAGCCUCGCUAAUGUUUCUGAGAGACCAUAAACUCCUCCAUCCUGAAAACAUUCCUGUGUCUGAAAAAAAUAAAGUUACAGUUUUACUUAAAUGCUAAGCAAAAACGUUAAAUAAAACAUCUCCGAAAACUUUGCUUGAACUCUGGAAAUACCGUCAGAGCUGCUGUUCUAGAAAAUUAAUCAACACCUUCUGACUAAACAGAAUCAAGAAUUGGGAAGGGCUAUGGUAUAAAUUCUUUAAUUUCUUUGGUUCUAAAUGAAUGUCACUUAAUUAAUGUUAACUAAUUAAGCCAAAUAAGUCAAAUAAUGAAUAAAAUGGCUAACCAGUAUUCCACAAGUGCUACAAAUAAAAGAUAAUUCACAAACACCAAUGUGAGGUAAUGCCUUAAUUAAUGUGUUUGUAGUGGUUAAUGGGCAAGAUUCAUAAUUGAGGCUGAGGGUCAUGGAUUCCUGAGUUCAGUUGAUCAUGAACAUCACCACUGGCAAACUUAAAGGUCAAAUAUUUUCCACAGAACAAAUACAGGCCAAACAAAUACAAUUUCUGCUUCAUCAGAAAUACUGAAACAAUGAAUAAUGAGUGAAAAUAAGCCCACAACAACCAACAUGAACUGAAGCUUAAAUUAAUGUUUGCAGUAGUUGAUUGGCAAAAUUAAUAACUGAAUGGUAGGUGCCAAUAUUUACACCCAGAGACAUGAGCUGGUUUGAUUCUCAACAUUUAGUCACAUGAUCCGAUUGAAUUUAUUCUCCUUUAUGUGGACUUAUUUUCAGUCAUGGAUAGAAGCAUCAUUGGAAACAUUUGUGCACUAUGUUUAUUUCACCAAACAUGAAUUAAUGUGUGUUAACUUCCUUUGCUAUUUUGUUAACAUGUUUUGCUUUGUCUUAUUAAUGCUGAACUUUAAAGUUUUUUAUGUUAAGUAAAGCAGUGAAUAAUGUUAGUUAAGGGAACCUUCAUAUAAAAUGGUACUGAUGACGAGCAAUAAAUACAACCAAUCAUUGAGACAAAUCUGA
Ictalurus punctatus (channel catfish) is the source of this 4420-nucleotide messenger RNA. RefSeq names its product carbohydrate (chondroitin 4) sulfotransferase 11 (gene chst11). Gene Ontology annotation, biological process: carbohydrate biosynthetic process; proteoglycan biosynthetic process. The coding region runs from base 155 to 1213 and encodes 352 amino acids. The transcript is spliced from 3 exons. Lineage: Eukaryota; Metazoa; Chordata; Actinopteri; Siluriformes; Ictaluridae. Gene Ontology annotation, molecular function: sulfotransferase activity. Gene Ontology annotation, cellular component: membrane. The record is from RefSeq and is a predicted model, not a curated record.